Leguminivora glycinivorella is the source of this 4410-nucleotide messenger RNA. RefSeq lists its product as uncharacterized. NCBI's taxonomy places the organism in Eukaryota, Metazoa, Arthropoda, Insecta, Lepidoptera, Tortricidae. Bases 1 to 4410 code for a protein of 1469 amino acids. The transcript is spliced from 13 exons. The record is from RefSeq and is a predicted model, not a curated record.
AUGGCGGGUGUACAUCAAGCAAUCCUGGAGAUGUGCGCGCGGGCGUGCACGCGGGUGCAGCUGGCCGAGAACGCGGCGCGCCUCACCGCGCAGCUCGCCGACCAGCAGUGCAAGUGUUCCCAGCUCGACAGAAAUUUAGCGUGGAAAGAGGAGCACGAGCGCAGUAAGCAGCGCACGCUGGAGGACGAGGCGGAGGUGGCCAAGGUGCUGACGCACGAGGCGGAGUGCGCGCAGCGCGCCGAGCUGGAGGCGCUGCGCAAGCAGGUGGAGCAGGCCUCGCAGGACCUGCUGGAGGAGGACUCGCGCACGGCGGUGCUCAAGCACCGAGACGAGGCAGAGGCGGCCAAGGUGCUGACGCACGAGGCGGAGUGCGCGCAGCGCGCCGAGCUGGAGGCGCUGCGCAAGCAGGUGGAGCAGGCCUCGCAGGACCUGCUGGAGGAGGACUCGCGCACGGCGGUGCUCAAGUACCGAGACGAGGCAGAGGCGGCCAAGGUGCUGACGCACGAGGCGGAGUGCGCGCAGCGCGCCGAGCUGGAGGCGCUGCGCAAGCAGGUGGAGCAGGCCUCGCAGGACCUGCUGGAGGAGGACUCGCGCACGGCGGUGCUCAAGCACCGAGACGAGGCAGAGGCAGCCAAGGUGCUGACGCACGAGGCGGAGUGCGCGCAGCGCGCCGAGCUGGAGGCGCUGCGCAAGCAGGUGGAGCAGGCCUCGCAGGAUCUGCUGGAGGAGGACUCGCGCACGGCGGUGCUCAAGCAUCGAAUCGAAGACUACAUGCAAGAGAAAAAUGAAAUGAUAGAAGACUUGGAAGCUUGCCAGACAAAGUGCGAAGGUCGUAUGGGAGGAUUAGUAAAAGACUUGAAGUGUAAGAGAGAUAAGCUUAUACAGUUAGAAGAUGAGGUAAUGCAAUGCCUCUGCAAAGAGCCCGUCGAAAAAGCGGUGGAGGUAAAGCGAACGCCGUCGCUGGCCGCGAUGUGCAAGUGCUCGCCAAGCGAUACGAUUGAGUGGGUGGGUGAAUGUUGCGCUGACAUGAAAAAACCAGCAGUUUCACGAGACUCCAAGCACAGCAUGCGGUGGCAAGAGCAUGAUCUCGAGAUGAAGGCGCAGAAACUGGCAAAUGAACUAGCCGAAAAGAUGUUCCGAGAGAAAGCGAAAGAGCUAGCCAAGCUAGCCCAAGAAGAGCUAAAAACUAGUCGUCCUCCAUGCGAAUGCGAUCUCAACGAUAAAGCACAGUAUUCAGCUAUAUACCAGUGCCUGGUUCCACCAUAUUCAAAUUCAAACUUUAAUGGGAUGAAGAAUGGGACAUUGGCUGGCGCUCCUACCCAAGCUCAGCGUAAGAAUAAUCCUAUACCACAAAUGGCGCAGAUCAGGUCUCCGAAAAAAGACUCGCAUGUUGCGGCGCUAUCAAAAAAUCCAACAGACAAAUUCGGAAGAAAAGAUCUUGAUAAUCGAAGGCCAGUAUCGAUAUUGAAAAAUAAAAGCAAUACUUCUAAACUUGCUACACCUCGAAGACCCAUCAACAACACUGGAAAGAAUCUUAAAUCCUAUACGAGCAAAGCUAAUCCACAUGUAGAAGCUGUAAACGGUCCUAACAAAUUUUUUAGAGAGCCCCAUCAAUAUGCAGUUAACAUGUGCUUAUACGAUAAUAAAACCGAACCUAGUCCUAAUAAACCUCCAAAAAACUUAAAUAUGGAAUCGGAACUGACUUACAGUCAUGAAAGUGUGCCAUUAAAUCAGCCAAAAUUGCUUGCUAUAAAUUCAAAUGAUCAUUUGCAUCAUUGCGAUGAUAAUGUAAAAACCAUCAAGUCAAACACUAAUCGUCCAUUACACAUCAUGCCUUCUGUCAAAUCUGCACCUGUUAAAAGAGAUUUCGAUACAACUUCGAUUGAAAACUUCCAUAAAAUAAAAAACAAAUUAAUUCUUGACUGUACUGGAAUCGUUACUUCAAUCAACAAAAAUGAAAAUAUGGAAACAAAGUUACCUGUAACAUCUAUUGUGGAACGUUCUGCAGUAGCGCGACAAAGUGGGGAGAAAUGUAUUCAAUGUUUAGGAGCUACACUUGCAAAUACAAUACCCGAACGUUCGUUGGUUAAAAACGAAAAUAAUGUAAUAAACUGCGAACAAACAAACACAAGUAAUUUAGGUACAUUAAACAAUCAAAAACUAACCAAAGAAAUUGGCGAUGUCGCUAAGUUUCCUUCCGGUAAUAAGUGCCAAAAUUACAUUCAAUUUUUAGGCGUUGCAUUAGACAAAGCAAAACUAAAUAUUUUACUGAAGCAAAAUGUAAAAAAGACAAGAAACCAUAGAAGUAAAAGAAACCAUCGAGGAAUGUUUUUGGAGGAUAAACGAGGAAACAAUCAUAAUAAAUCUGACGAGAAACUUGUUAAGUUUGGUACUAACAGAGAUAUACGUAAAACUAAAUAUGCUAUUAAUCGAAUUAAAGCACUGAAUGUGUUACACGUUCACAAUCAGUGCGUCUAUCCACGAAAACAGAUCAAGACUUUGCAUCAAGAUAAGUCCGUAGAAAUUCAAUAUAGUGGCAAUAAUGUCUUUAAUCUUGAUGAACCUUGCAUAUGUUGUCCGUUAACUAAAUCAGACAAUUCAAAUGACUUGGAAGUAAAUGCUUUUCAGUUGUUGGAAGAACAUUUAAAAAGCAAAUUAGAUGAAUUUAAGCGUUCAGCUUGUAAAUCUUCUUGCAUACCUAUGGCUGAUCAAAAAACUAUGUUGGGUGAUACUAUACUGAAAGUUAAAAAACUUAUUCUAGAAAGUGCGAACAAUUUGUCUUGUAAAUGUGGAAGAAAUAACCGUCACAGCGGCGGGAGCUGGAACAGAGCAUAUGGUUUAUUACAUGAAUAUUUAAAAACUAAAAUAGAACAUGUUAAAUGUAUCUGUAGUUCGGUGGAAUAUAGACGAGAUGAAAAUUUGGUGAAACGUGUCCUAAGUGAAAUAAGUUGCUUAAUUGAAAAUGAUUUACAACGACUCAAAAAUGUAUGCAAGUGUAAUGACACGUCUUUAGACACCACCAGUAAACGGGAUUCGCAUAUAUCGCAUGAAUCUCAAUAUAACGCUAUUGAUUUAAAAAAACAGGAUAUAAUCUCGAAUGCCAUUGACCAAAGAAAUGUGCCUAUAUCCGUAAUUGAAUCCAAUUUAGUUCAUUACACAAACGGUUCGAUUCCGCACAAUAAAUCAGCUCAAGUAUUGCUUCGUCAUUCAGUUGAAACCAAGUCAUGCGAUGCAUUAAAAAUAUAUAGUGGGUAUUCUGAAGUACAAACAUUAGACUUAACUGAGCUUGUUAUAGAUAAUUACAUUAAAAGUGAAUGUGAUGAUUUCAAGCCUAGCUCCAACCAACAAGAUAAUGAUGACUAUGAUUUCCAUCCUGAUAGGCUAAAUAAUGAACAUACUAAAGAAAUGACACCUUUUCAAAAAAGAGACAUCACAUUGUUACCUAUAGUGAUGUCAUCAAGUAACAUGAUUAUUAAAAACGAUUCCAAGGCAAAUGUUGUCUCAAACGACCAAUUUGGGGAUGAUAAAAAUAUUCACGUUGUGAACAACGACAACAAAAUUGACGAACCAUUUUUGGCAAACAUUGGAUGUACAAUAGAUUGUUCCUGUGACCAUAACUUAGGUUGUGUCUGCACAAAAUCAAGAGUUCCAUUAAACACUGAGUGGUUAAGAACAAAUGAUAUAUUUAAAACAUUUACACAAAAACAAAGUGUAGUCGAAAAUGUUUCUUACAUACUCAAGAACUUUCCUAAUAAAAUAUCUUUAGAAGUCAAUUCAAUAGAACAACAUUCAGAAAAUAUUCACGUGAUAGACAAAAUGCAAAUAAAUAAUAUAAAUCAAAAGGAAUCUAAUGACAAUAUAAAUAUUUAUUACGGUCAGUAUAAACCAGAAGUAUACGUAGUUGACGACAAAUACAAAACAGUAAUGACACAAGAAAGCAAAACAGAGGUGUGCGAAUUUGGAGUUAACGCUAGUGAAGAAGAGCAUAUUUACUUAAAACAAUCCAAUCCUAUGAUAGAUGUAGUUCACGAUACUGUUAACACUUUUACAGAUGACUGCUCCCUUCAAAAUGGUUCUAGGCCUAAAUCAAAACACCAUAGCAUACUCAAACGAAAGUUAUUUAAAGAUGCUCCAAUGUCUUUUAGCAAUAGUGACACUGCACUGAUAUCUGAUGUUGUUUCGCAAAAAUCAGAGUCAUUAUCAACUGACUGUGAUUGCGCAAUGGUUCCUAUUUGUCACGUGAAAAUGCUUGUGGAAAAUAUUGGGAAUAAGUUGGUAAAAGCUGAGUGGGAGGAGAAUGUUCAUACUUCACUAAUGAAUCCGGAGCCAGGAACGGAGUGUUUCUUCGGGGACUUCAGCGAUAGCAGGAUAUUUGCGUUUGCCAGAGGGUGGGGAGGCAGCACACUAUGA